AUUUAUAAGGAUUAGUUGGACGACGGCUACUCGCCGGCGACAGUCACCUUUCUCAAUUUUCACCUUCGGACGAAUGAGGUAGCGGCAGUGAUCCAAAUGGGAGGAAACGGGAGGCUGAAGUGCAGGCUAUGGUGGCCAACGAACGUCUCUUCUCAAACUCAACUCCAUUCCAGUUUUUUGUUUGGCUGGAUUUUUCCCUCUUCCGUAGCCUCAAUCGAUGUGGUUGUAGCUUUUACUUGCCAAGACUCCGGACGAACUUCAUCGAUCGAUUCACGCUUGGAUCUACAGGAAAUCUUCCCGAGGAUAAACAAAAACAUGCCUACACAUCUUCAAGACAAAAGUAAAUUCUCUCUGCUAGGAUAUAUUGAAGCAGAUCAGAUGGCCAGUAAUCAGUUGUUUAGAUGUGGAAAUGAUAAAAACAAUUGCCAUGACUUAACUAGUAAUAAACAUUUAAAUGAAUGUGCAAUUAGUCAUGAGAGCUGGAUUUGUGGAUGCCCCAAAUAUAAUGCAAUAUCAGAGCAAGGUGGUAUUUCUGCUCCAGAAAACAUGUGGAUCAAGCUUCUGUGUGGUCUUUCUGAAAGUGUAACUAGAGGAGUCAUUGCCGUCCCUAAAUUGGAUCAUUUGCAUUGGAAUAGUGAGGCAAUAACUGAACUGGAUCUCCACGUAUUAUUUUAUGACAUGCCCACUUUUGGCCACCAUCAUUACUCAAUGGGUAUAUACAGGUUAUCCAACAAUGUUAAAUCUCCUUGCAAGAAACCCAGGUGGUUUUACAAUCUUCAGCAAAAAGAUGCACUUAUUGACUUGGAUUCCAUUAUCCAGGCAAUAAACAGUGGUCAAGCUGCAAAACAAUUAUUUGGGCAUCAUACUAAUGUGCUUAGUCAAAAGUUCCUCAUUGUUCACAUGUUCUAUGUCUUCAUGUGGCGACUAUUAUCUGCAUCUAUCGCUUCACUUUCAACUCUCAUUUAUACUAUUCUUCAAUCUUCUCAUUUUCUGUUUAGUUGGUUAUUCAACACGAAUAUAGGUAUUCUGCUGACAAAAUUAUUUAGUAAUUCAUUGAAGAAUAUCCACUUUCGCUGCUGCCAACUCUUGUAUUGGCCUGUUUUUCUCCAGGGUCAGAGUACAAGGGAUUGGUCAUGUGUAGAGUUUGCAGAGAAAGCUGCCCUUGACAAGCACUCAAUAUGGUCAAAUGUUGUUGUUGAUGUCCUUCUAGGAAAUAUAUUUGGCAUUUCCCUAUGGUUUAUGGCAGAAUCUGCAUGCUUGUGGAUUUCAAACUUUGCAUUUGACUUUACUAACAACUUGCUACGUACUGGAUGUGUAUGGCUGAUGGGAAAUCCUGCUGGUUUUAAGUUGAACACUGAGUUAGCAGGAGUUCUUGGUGUGAUUUCUCUGAAUGCAAUUCAGAUAUGGUCUACACUUUGGAUUUUUGUUGGUUCUCUCGUUGUUCACUUCACCAAAGUCCUUGCCAUAUGUGGGAUAGCUUUUGGGCUUACUUCAGCAGCAGCUAUAAUCAUCGACAUGAUUUCACUUGUGACGAUGCAUGUCUGGACAAUCCAUUUAUUUCUUUCACUUGUGUAUUCAACCCAGAUACAAGCAAUAGCCUCUCUAUGGAGACUUUUCAGGGGUAAGAAGUGGAAUCCUCUACGCCACAGAAUGGACAGCUACGAUUAUACUGUCGAGCAACAUGUUGUUGGGUCUCUCAUGUUUACCCCAAUUUUACUUCUGCUACCUACAAUAUCAGUUUUCUAUAUUUUUUUCACCAUGUUGCACACAUCUGUGAGAUUUUUCUGCAUACUUAUUGAGGCCACCAUAUCUAUCAUUCAUUCCACUCCAUAUGCGAAAAUCCUCCUUUGGUUGGGGAGAAGGAAGCGAUUUCCAUCCGGGAUAUGGUUUGAAGUCAUCUCCUGUAUUUCUGAGACAGGAUCUCUUACUGGCCGUAACGGGAUCCUUGAGGAGAAAAAGGCUUCUGCAUUCAACAAUGGUGAACCCACAAUUUUGGUUUCGUUUCUACACAGCAAUUACUUGAACUUAGGAGAGGUAGUGUGGCCACACUACAGCUACUUACUCUCGGCCUUCUCGAGGUCGUCUAUUGGGUCGUGCGCUUACGGGCUUCUCACCGGAAGAAGAGCUGCUGCCUUAAGUCCUCUGCCUAGUUUCCCUCAGAAGUUGCAAUGGAUGGCAAUGCCAUGGAAAGAAUAUUGGAAACUUUGUUAUGAUUCAGUAUAUGGGUGCAGGGGAGAAGAUUGGAUGAAUAUUUAAUUUAACCAACACAUUUGCUAUAACCACACUUUAAGUAGUAUUAGAAUUAGAAUUAGAAUUAGUAAUCCCUUCAUUUAAUCUGGACUGACUGUCUUUUUGCUUGUUUAUUUAUCUUUCAUGUUCAGAUCUUGGGUUUCACUACUAGGUAGUCAGUUUGUAGAGGGUUGGUUCCAAGUUGAAGAAACAUUAUUAUUAUUAUUAUUAUUAUUAUUGUUA
Messenger RNA from Andrographis paniculata, 2472 nucleotides. RefSeq lists its product as uncharacterized. Lineage: Eukaryota; Viridiplantae; Streptophyta; Magnoliopsida; Lamiales; Acanthaceae. The coding region runs from base 97 to 2256 and encodes 719 amino acids. The record is from RefSeq and is a predicted model, not a curated record. Gene Ontology annotation, biological process: GPI anchor biosynthetic process. The transcript is spliced from 9 exons. Gene Ontology annotation, cellular component: membrane.